Molecule: messenger RNA, 1476 nt
Organism: Strongyloides ratti
Lineage: Eukaryota; Metazoa; Nematoda; Chromadorea; Rhabditida; Strongyloididae
Product: Arfaptin homology (AH) domain and Arfaptin homology (AH) domain/BAR domain-containing protein
Exons: 2
Coding region: 1-1476 (491 amino acids)
Biological process (GO): regulation of transport
Cellular component (GO): Golgi apparatus
Molecular function (GO): protein domain specific binding
Source: RefSeq, a predicted model, not a curated record
AUGACUUCAUUUUAUGAAACAGCAACUAGUGGUAUGAAUUUUGAUAGAUUUGUUGAAGAUUUUUCAAAUGAUUCUGCUAUUUCAAAAUUUCAACAACAUUAUUGGACUGCUAAACAAUUAAUAUAUACAAGAUUAGGUAAAAAGGAAGAUGAACAUAUUACAGCAGCUGACAUGGAAUUUGAUGUAAAAUUAAAUUUAUUUAAUUCAAUAAGAGAAACAACAAAAUGUCUUCAUUAUAGUAUGGAUACUCUUCAUAGAAGUUAUGUAAAUUUAAAUGAUAAUAUAAGAUAUAUUAAUUAUUUAUUAAAAAAUAAUAUUAAAUAUGAAAAAGAACGUCUUAGAAUGGUAUUUGAAAAAUUUACACAUUCUUUUGAUAUCAUUAGUAUAUUAAAUAGAAAAUUAAUAUGUAAAACAUGUAAAAUAUAUACAGAUGUUAAAACAUUUAAUGAACGAGCUGUAGGUGAUUGUUUACAAACAAUUGAAAUGGCUGAUAAAUCUAGAAUUGAGUAUCGUGGAAGUUUAUUAUGGAUGAAAAAUAUUAGUGAAGAAUUGGAUCCUGAUGCUAAUAAUCAAAUGAAUAAAUUUAGAACAGCUCAACAAGUUGUUAAAAGAUGUAAAAGUAAAUUAGAUAAAUUAAAAGAAGACACUGAACAAAAAGUUGAAUUAUUAGAUGUUAGUAGAAAUCAUCUGUUAAGUUUAUUGUUAGUUGAAUAUAGAGAUGGGUUUCAAGAAUUUUAUUCUAAUGGUAUUAAUGAAUUAAAUAAUUUAUUACAACAACUUGAGGGUAUAGAUAAUUAUGAAAUUGAUAUUUUAAAAAUUUUAAAUGAUCCUGUUGGAAAAGUUUUAGAAGAACAAGCAGAAGCUGAAAAAAAUAAUAUAAAUGAGGAUAAUGAAGAAAAAGAUAAAACAAUUAAUAAUAAUGAAGAAAUUAAAAUAGAUGAUAAAAAUGAAUUAAUAAAUAUGAAUGAUGAAGAAGAAUGUGAUGAUUUAAUUAGAAUUGAAAGUCCAUUAGGUAUAUUAAAUGAAGAAUCAGAAAUAAUAGUAGAUGAUGGAUGGAAAAGUAUACCUUUAAAAGUUGGUCCAUUAGAUAAAUUAAUUGAUAUUAGUGAUAAUAAUAUUGAAAUACCAAAAUUAUCUCCACCUCCAAAAUAUGGUGAAGAUUGUAAUAAACAUUUAUCAUGGAUAAAAAAAGUUAAAACUAAAGCAGGUAAUAUUUUAGAUUCUAUUCCAACAACAACAUCAAAUUUGUUGAGUGAUAUUGAUACAACACCAACAUCUAAAUAUUGUCCUUCAUUAGUUAUGGAUAAGCAUGAAACAUUAUCUAACAUAAAAUGUGAUAAAAAAGAUAGUAAUGUCAAUUCAAAAUGGGAUGAUAUAUUAAAACAAUUGGAUAUUUUUUCAGAUUCAGUAAAACCUUCAUCAUCUACAAAAAGAGAAAUAUCUGAAAUGGAGGAUGAUUUAAUUAAUUUGUUAUAA